AUGGCUACUAAGAAGAAGAAGGGGGACAAGUACGAGGAUGUUCUCAAUGGCGAGUAUUUCCGUCGUGCAAUGGCAACUGGAGCAGCAAACUCGUCGCAGACAACACCAACAACAACGCCCGUAGCAGCAGCAGCAGCAGCACCAGAACUCAUCUCACCACUAUACAGGGCGGCAUCAGCAGCAGCAUCAGCAGCGGCAGUAGCAGCACCCAUACUAACAACACCCUCAGAAGGAGUGAAAGCAGCACAACAACUCGACUCAGCACUAUGGACAGCGAUACUAGCAGCUGCAGCAGCAACGCCCUCAGCAACAGAAGCAGCAGCAACAGCAGCACUCGUUGCAACAUUGAGCAGGCUACCUGUGCAAAGUGACAGCGCCAAAGUCAACGUGACAGACAGCGCCAAAGUCAACGUGACAGACAGCGCCAAAGCCAAUGUGACAGACAGCGCCAGAGCCAACGUGACAGUCAAAGCCAAUGUCAACGUGACAGGCAGCGCCAAAGUCAACGUGACAGACAGCGCCAAAGCCAACGUGACAGACAGCGCCAGUGCCAACGUGGCAGGCAGCGCCAAUGUCAACGUGACAGACAGCGCCAAUGUCAACGUGACAGUCAAAGCCAGAAUCAGAGUGGCAGUCAAUGUCAAAGACAACGUGACGGAAGAGGAAAUAUGA
This is a messenger RNA of Haliotis rufescens (red abalone), 672 nucleotides long. RefSeq names its product antifreeze protein Maxi-like. Bases 1 to 672 code for a protein of 223 amino acids. The record is from RefSeq and is a predicted model, not a curated record. NCBI's taxonomy places the organism in Eukaryota, Metazoa, Mollusca, Gastropoda, Lepetellida, Haliotidae. The transcript is spliced from 3 exons.